CGAAUAUAGUGGUACAGUCGACAUGCGCGCCAAAGUUUAGUAACAACAAUGGCGUCUAAAGCAGGUCGUCGAGGGACGAAGCGUAAAGCGGAAGUUCAGCCUGAGGAAGAGCAGCCAUCUGUGGAGGAGGAGGAGGACAGAGGAGAGGAGAACAGCCUGGAGGGCCAAAGGGUGGUCAUUGAACACUGUAAAAGCUGACGAGUGUAUGGGCGUAACGCUGAGGAGGUGAAAUCUGCCCUCCUGGCUGCCCGCCCUGAUCUGACGGUGGUCCUCAACCCUGAGAAACCCCGCAGGAACAGCUUUGAGGUCACUCUGCUGGACGGAGGCAAAGAAACGUCUCUGUGGACUGGAAUAAAGAAGGGUCCACCUCGUAAGCUGAAGUUCCCUCAACCCGAUGUUGUAGUUGCUGCUCUACAGGAGGCUCUGAAGGCUGAGUAGAUGCCCAGUGAAGCCAUGCAUUGAGGAGAUGUGGCUGUUGGAAGCAAAAUGAUGAGGAGUGACCAAGGAGAUGUUCUCAGUCCCUCCUCUGAUGAGCCCAGCGCCAACUGCUGGCAUCUGCUGGAUACAUGGUGACACCUAGUGGAGCAUCUUUGAGCCUAUACAUUUGUCAGAUGUACAUUCCUGCUUUUUUCAUGUUUGUUCUCUUGUAUUUCUCAAAGGUUUAUUGUAAAUUUUUAUCUGUUUUGAUCAGUAGUUUUGUAGUUAUUGUGUGGAUGUUUCUUUCCUCUUGCCAAGCAAAUAUUAGUGUCAUGAAGGAUUUGCAUUGAAGUGUGGAGAGGAGUCCUGGAAGGAAUUUUUGAAUAAAGGUAAAAAACAGA
Amphiprion ocellaris (clown anemonefish) is the source of this 818-nucleotide messenger RNA. It is a transcript of the gene selenoh, whose product is annotated as selenoprotein H. Gene Ontology annotation, cellular component: Golgi apparatus. The record is from RefSeq and is a predicted model, not a curated record. Lineage: Eukaryota; Metazoa; Chordata; Actinopteri; Pomacentridae. The transcript is spliced from 5 exons.